CCACUUUCAGCUACGAGUACAAGGUACGUACGUACUACGAUACGUACCAACCAGUAGAUUGGUCUGCUUCGGUGGCAGUACUAGAAGUCGAAGGUGUCAGCACUGUAUUAAUAGUACUAUCAGUUAGUCACAUGUCACCAACUACUAGUUUCUUGCUGAGUACCAGUCAAUUCGUAAUAAAAUUACCCCUACUACUAGGAUUAACAAUUUUUGACCCCUCACUACCUGUAACUUUGGCUGACUAGUAGUAGUUCCAACAAGAAGCCAGCAGGAGCACUACUAGUAGUACUACUACUAGUACUACUACUAGUAGCUAGAGCAUCAUUUCUUGGCUUCCCAAUCAUGGUGACCUACUAGUAGAUCUCUAACAAGUACUAGUAGUAAUUGUAUCAACUUGGUCUGAGCGCUUAGUCUGGUGGUCUAAAGUUCUUGUUUUUUGAUAGAGUUCUAGUGGUGGCCUAUUUUGUUCUAACCAGCAGCCGGUCUCCACUUGCCUAUUUUGGCAAUACCGCCGGCUGCUGAUGGAGAACUGCCUCCCCCCAAGACUAUAGUAGUCAUGUAACAGUGACACACAGCGCUCUUCUUGCUAACACUACUAUGACCAAGCAUAUCCCCAAAGGGGAUCUCAUUACUACUAGAGACUUUUUUUUGGAGCUGUUCUUGUGGUUAGUAGUAGCUUAUUGAACUAUUUGGGGUUGAAAGAGUGACCGAAUACUAGUAGAUCUAUGUAGGAUCAGUACUAAAUACUUGGCUUCAAAAUUAACCAGCACAAUUUUACUAGUAAUAAUUUUGGCAUUUGAGUACUAGAAUGCCUUUUUGCUACUACUAUGUAACAAGGCUUGGUGGUACUAGUAGUACUAGUAGUACUAGGCUUCUUUUUACAGUUAACGCACUUUAUAUCAACAAAUUAACUCGUACUAUCAUUUAACUUCUUGGCAUCUCAUUCCCUUACUAACUUUAUUGUUUCACACUGUUUCAUAGUUCUUCAAAACCCUACGGGCUCUAUGACUAAAAACAUCCUAUUGUAAAGUUUCUUGAAAAUCCACCACCUGGACCCCCCUUCUUCUUCAAGAAACAAUUACAGUCAAAACUAUUUUAGUCUUUUUUAAUGUUUCGACUUCCAUGAUUGGAAUAGCCGAAUAGCAAAUAGCCCCAUUCCCAAUUGCUCGUUUUUUCAUUUUCGGGGGCAUAUCGUUAUUCGUUUAAUUUGUAUGGUGGCGAAAGCGUGCGCACCAGGGCAUAUCGAAGUUCCCGAUCUGACACACUUUGCCGCUUUUCGUUGCAAAUUAGGCUCACACCUGGUACGUACCGGUAGAAGAACAAUAACUCGGAACAGAGACAAGUUUGGAUCUGUACAAAUUCAGUUCCCAACAGUGCCGAAAGAAACCAGCGAUUAUGGAAACCAAAAGACAGCAAUUGAGGCUGUUUGCAGUCCUGACGAGUGCUGUAGCACUCUUCUUUUGGGUAUGGGCGAUUUUGAACACGAUACGAAAUGGUUUCGACCUCGGGAUUGUCUCCUUUCUCACGGUGAUGAUAACUGGCACGUAUCUCUUCUUCCUCGCGCAUACCAGAUCGGUGAACCUACGAGGUUCUUACAUUCUAAUAUCGGUGGUCGCAUCGCAUACCUUUGUAGCCCUCAACUAUAUGAUCGGAGUGGUAUUUGCCCUCGUCUUCAUGUCGCCCGCGAGAAAAGGGUACGCAAUCUAUUGCGCCGUCUUCACGGUACUAUGGGCGGCAUCGGCAGGUCUUGGUGGGUGGUUGCUGAAACAAUACCGUUCUUCCGAGGAGGCCCCUGCCGGUAACGACAGCGUUCCGAUUGAACAUACCCAUGACAGUUAGAUAUCCAUGGACAUUGUCCCUGUUACACCAGUUCUAGUCAAUGAUUCCUUGUUGCGAACUAAAGACACCGAAUAAAAUUUCACUGCCUUCUACACUCUAUAGAAGAACGUUGAAUUAUUUACAAUCGAUUUUGUCUUUGAUUGGUAUGGACAUUUUCUACAACCACUGGUUUGUGCAGGACGAAUCGACGGUCUUGUUCCGUCGAGUUUCUGUAUCUUGGUAUACUAGAAACUCGAUGUUUCUCCAAUUGCGGAAUGAGUAGGUUGGGAUAUCGAAUAGGGCACUUUCUCUUAACAUCGCACUGAGAUUCCUUUUCGCAUGAUGUAACCUAGACAUAAUUCUAAAC
This is a messenger RNA of Pseudo-nitzschia multistriata, 2185 nucleotides long. The record is from the annotation of a GenBank genome assembly. Lineage: Eukaryota; Bacillariophyta; Bacillariophyceae; Bacillariales; Bacillariaceae.